Molecule: messenger RNA, 219 nt
Organism: Dibothriocephalus latus
Lineage: Eukaryota; Metazoa; Platyhelminthes; Cestoda; Diphyllobothriidea; Diphyllobothriidae
Source: the annotation of a GenBank genome assembly
AUGGAGGGGGCGGCAUCAGCCUACCUCGAACAGGCCAAAUACGAGAAGGCCGAGGCCCUUUACAAGGAGGUUCUCACUCGAGCCCACGAAGCCGAGUUUGGCAAAAUAUCUGAGUCCAACAAGCCUAUCUGGAUGCUGGCUGAGGACCGCCAAAAUGGUAUUCGUGAUGUCUCCGCCAGUCAGUCUUCUCCCCAGCGUCCCGCCCUAUUAGAGAAGUGA